Messenger RNA from Galeopterus variegatus (Sunda flying lemur), 4625 nucleotides. RefSeq names its product ATP-binding cassette, sub-family F (GCN20), member 1 (gene ABCF1). The transcript has 25 exons. The coding region runs from base 98 to 2635 and encodes 845 amino acids. NCBI's taxonomy places the organism in Eukaryota, Metazoa, Chordata, Mammalia, Dermoptera, Cynocephalidae. The record is from RefSeq and is a predicted model, not a curated record. Gene Ontology annotation, molecular function: ATP hydrolysis activity; ATP binding.
GGGGGAAAGGAAAGGUGCCGGGGUGUCGCACGCGAACUUCAGUGGGACUGGGCAAGAGACGAGGAAGAGCAUAUGGUGCUGAGGGAGAGAUGGAGAAAUGGGGAGAAAUGAGAAAGUUCUCCGUUCUUCUGUUUUGGACACGUUCUCCACGACAUUAUAUCCUGGAGGAAUAUACAGAGUGGUGAAGAAGGGGAAGAAGGACAAGAAGACCAAAAAGACGUUCUUUGAAGAGCUGGCAGUGGAAGACAGACAGGCUGGGGAAGAAGAGAAAGUGCUCAAGGAGAAGGAGCAGCAGCAGCAGCAGCAGCAGCAGCAGCAAAAAAAGAAACGAGACACCCGAAAAGGCCGGUGGAAGAAGGAUGUGGAUGAUGAUGGAGAGGAGAAAGAGCUCAUGGAGCGUCUUAAGAAGCUCUCAGUGCCAGCCAGUGAUGAGGAGGAUGAGGUGCCUGCCCCAAUACCCCGAGGAGGGAAGAAGGCCAAGGGUGGUAAUGCUUUUGCAGCCCUGAUUCAGGAUCAGAGUGAGGAAGAGGAGGAGGAAGAAAAAUAUCCUCCUAAGCCUGCCAAACCAGAGAAGAAUCGGAUCAAUAAGGCUGUAUCUGAGGAACAACAGCCUGGACUCAAGGGCAAAAAGAGAAAGGAAGAGAAGUCAAAAGGGAAGGCUAAGCCACAAAAUAAAUUUGCUGCUCUGGACAACGAAGAGGAGGAUGAUGAAGAAGAAGAAAUAACAAAAGAAAAGGAGCCUUCCAAACAAGGGAAGGAGAAGGUGAAGAAGGCAGAGCAGGGUUCAGAGGAAGAAGGAGAAGGGGAAGAGGAGGAAGAGGGGGAGUCUAAAACUGAUGAUCCCUCUGCUCACCUUAGCAAAAAGGAGAAGAAAAAGCUGAAGAAGCAGAUGGAGUAUGAGCGCCAAGUGGCUUCAUUAAAAGCAGCCACUGCUGCUGAAAAUGACUUCUCCGUGUCCCAGGCGGAGGUGUCCUCCCGCCAAGCCAUGUUAGAAAAUGCAUCUGACAUCAAGCUGGAGAAGUUCAGCAUCUCGGCCCACGGCAAGGAGUUAUUCGUCAAUGCAGACCUGUACAUUGUAGCCGGCCGCCGCUACGGGCUGGUGGGACCCAAUGGGAAAGGCAAGACCACACUCCUCAAGCACAUCGCCAACCGAGCCCUGAGCAUCCCUCCCAACAUUGAUGUGUUGUUGUGUGAGCAGGAGGUGGUAGCGGAUGAGACGCCAGCAGUGCAGGCUGUUCUUCGAGCUGACACCAAGCGAUUGAAGCUGCUGGAAGAGGAGCGGUGGCUUCAGGGACGGCUGGAGCAGGGGGAUGACACAGCUGCCGAGAGACUAGAGAAGGUAUAUGAGGAAUUGCGGGCUACUGGGGCAGCAGCUGCAGAGGCCAAAGCACGGCGGAUCCUGGCUGGCCUGGGCUUCGACCCUGAAAUGCAGAAUCGGCCCACACAGAAGUUCUCAGGGGGCUGGCGCAUGCGUGUCUCCCUGGCCAGGGCACUGUUCAUGGAGCCCACACUGCUGAUGUUAGAUGAGCCCACCAACCACCUGGACCUCAAUGCUGUCAUCUGGCUCAACAACUACCUCCAGGGCUGGCGGAAGACGUUGCUGAUUGUCUCCCAUGACCAGGGCUUCCUAGACGAUGUCUGCACUGAUAUUAUCCAUCUCGAUGCCCAGCGGCUUCAUUACUAUAGGGGCAAUUACAUGACUUUCAAGAAGAUGUACCAGCAGAAGCAGAAAGAGCUGCUGAAGCAGUAUGAGAAGCAGGAGAAAAAGCUGAAGGAGCUGAAGGCUGGUGGCAAGUCCACCAAGCAAGCUGAAAAGCAAACAAAGGAAGCUCUGACUCGAAAGCAGCAAAAAUGCCGACGGAAAAACCAGGAUGAGGAAUCCCAGGAGGCCCCUGAGCUCCUGAAGCGCCCCAAGGAGUACACUGUGCGCUUCACUUUCCCCAACCCCCCGCCACUCAGCCCUCCUGUGCUGGGUCUGCACGGUGUUACAUUUGGCUACGAGGGGCAGAAACCACUCUUUAAGAACCUGGACUUUGGCAUUGACAUGGACUCAAGGAUCUGCAUCGUGGGCCCUAAUGGCGUUGGGAAGAGCACACUGCUCCUGCUGCUGACUGGCAAGCUGACACCAACCCAUGGAGAGAUGAGAAAGAACCACCGGCUGAAAAUUGGCUUUUUCAACCAGCAGUAUGCAGAGCAGCUGCACAUGGAGGAGACACCCACUGAGUACCUGCAGCGGGGCUUCAACCUGCCCUACCAGGAUGCCCGCAAGUGCCUGGGACGCUUUGGCCUUGAGAGUCACGCCCACACCAUCCAGAUCUGCAAACUCUCUGGUGGGCAAAAAGCCCGAGUUGUCUUUGCAGAGCUGGCCUGUCGGGAGCCGGAUGUCCUCAUCUUGGACGAGCCAACCAAUAACUUGGACAUAGAGUCUAUUGAUGCUCUGGGGGAGGCCAUCAAUGAAUAUAAGGGUGCUGUGAUCGUCGUUAGCCAUGAUGCCCGACUCAUCACAGAAACCAACUGCCAGCUGUGGGUGGUGGAGGAGCAGAGUGUUAGCCAAAUCGAUGGUGAUUUUGAGGACUACAAGCGGGAAGUGUUGGAGGCGCUGGGUGAAGUCAUGGUCAACCGACCCCGAGAGUGAACUCUCCUUCCUAGAAGUCUCCUGAGAGACAAGCUCAUGUGGCCUACAAGUCAUCUGUUGUCUCCCUUCCUCCACUUGGGAGAAAGAGCAGAGCCUGCCUCUGGUCUGCAGCUGACCCAGCAACCACCACUGGAACACAUGAAGGUGGAGCGUUGCCUUGGUGUGACCAGGAUACCACUUUGAUUGCUUCCUUUUCUCUGAAAGACUUGUCUGUUCUGCUUUUAUUCUGAUAACUGAGCUGGCCUUAUCCUUGACAUCCCUCUCUACAAACAGAGGUGAUCUUCAUUAUUGUGGGGUUUCAUCCAGCCAAGCUUAUGUGGCCUGUUGUCUUAAGAGUCAUCACUCAGACACCUGUCUCUGGUCCAUCUUAAGGCUUAAGGCCCAGCUGCCCACCUGGUCUUUGAGUGGUGCUGUUCUUUUCUGGUGGAUUUAGUGGUGACUUACUGACACAAAUAUCCGUUGAAGCUCAGAGCUGUAGGCGAGUGUUUGAGACCUGUGCUGUUACCCAGCCCAAGAUUUGGUGCCUGCAGUCUCUUGUCUGGUUGGGGACUUAGGGUCAGGAAAGGAAUGCUGCUGAACUUGAAUCUCCUUUUACAAGGGGAAGAAAUAAAAGAGUUGCUGCCCGUCCUGUCACUGUUUGGAGAUUCCUGGGAGUUGGAACUAUUCUCAUUCUUGAUUUGCUUUAUUCAAUUUUCUAGCAGUUUUUAGUAUCCUUUCUUUCCCACUAAUACAGAUGGAUCUAAUUGGCUGUCAUACUGCACUUUAGAUGGUGUUUGCUUUUUGAGGAGCCUACCUCCCCUCCCCCAACCCUUCAGACAAGGAAAAGGGAAAGUGACUCAUUUCUUCCAUCUUGGAUACUUGGGUCUCUCACUGCCCAAACUAACCUCAUGAAUGAGGAAGUUCUAUGCCUCGUGGUCAGGGACCAGAGGACUAAUCCUCAAAAAUCAUUAAAUCCAGCCAACUCAGAUGUACAGUACUAUGGGGUAUACAAGAAGGAAAAGACAAUAUCUGCUUCAUUAAUAGUCUGCUUAAAGAAGAUUUGAAAAAUAAAAGCACGAGGGUAGUAUAAUAUGAUUAAUUGACAAAUACGUAGUACUCUAGAUUCUAUAUCACCACAUGUUCAAAACAGGGAAGGAUUAUUCAGGGCUUAGUUACUUGGCACAAUCACUUGAGGGUGAACCUCGAAAAAUAGUAAGGAUUUGAAUAAUCAGGGAACAGGGAGCUAUUUUUCAAAACUAGGAAAAGAACAGAUCUAAAGCUUAGAAGGAAGAAGAAACUUACAGAGUUAAUGAGUGAACAUGGCUGGUGUGGUUGGGGAGAUAGGUUUGGAAAGUAAAAUACAGGGUUUUUUUUUAUGGUAUUUAGGUGGUGAUGUGCAAGGUGGACUAUAGAAACUUUUGGUAUGGUGAUGAGGUGACUAAAUCCUGAACUAGCUUAGGAGAGAGGGAUGGAAAGAAAAGGACAGAUGGAAAGAGCUACAUAUGGGGAUUGGGGAGCAAAGAGAAUGAUCAGGAGAUGGAUCCAGUUUCAGGGGGAAUACGAAGAGCUAUUUGGUUAAGACUUACUGUGUUGGGGCAUGUAAUUUUUGGAAAUUAUUUUCUGAUCAAGUGAAUAAAUACUGUACCUUAAGCACAAGGUUCAUACUGGAAACAAAGGUUUGGCAUGGAGAUAGUUGCACAGGUGCAGUCAGGGGAUACUCUAAAGAUAAACACCCGCUCUUAAGGAAUUUGAGGGGGGAAAAAUCAGGGUCUGUGCCAAGCAGCUGAUUAUGUUAUAUGUAAAGUAAUUUCCACAGUUCUGUGGAGUACAUCUAUCUAUUACAGAACAGUGGGAGCCAGGCUUCAAGUCCGCUCACUGGUGGUGUGACCUCAGACAAGCCACUUGGCCUCUUGGCCUCGUCUGUAAAAUGAAGAUGAUAAAAAAUACCUACCUCAUAGGGUUAUUAGGAGAUUAGUUGUGUAUUAUUUGUAAAGUGCGUUACAUUCUUUUA